Ilyonectria robusta is the source of this 1512-nucleotide messenger RNA. RefSeq lists its product as uncharacterized. Lineage: Eukaryota; Fungi; Ascomycota; Sordariomycetes; Hypocreales; Nectriaceae. The record is from RefSeq and is a predicted model, not a curated record. The annotation marks the transcript as partial. The transcript has 5 exons.
AUGACUUCUGUUCCCAAAGCCCCGGAAGGCUAUGGUGCCACUAAUGAUGGCCAACCUCCCACAUACGAAGCCUCUUCGGCCGGUGACUCCUCGCACGACCCUCCCGCCGACGACCAUCAGCGGGCCUGGCCCCGCGACCCUCGCGUAGUGUACGCCAGGCAGGUCCAGCGUGCCUGUAAGACGGCCUGGAAACAAGUCACCGAGGAUAACGCACUUGCAAACAGUUCUUGGGCCGCUCCCCUGGCGGCGGCUCCUACGGCCAUCUCUGUCAUGGCCUUUCUCCUCAAGACGGCGGCAGAUCGCAAGGCCGCGGGAAUCACCGUCUCAGAUCUGGUCAUCAAGACCGAAGACGGAACCGAGGUUGGAAAGCUUCCGUCCAAGUACUUCCACACAAAUCUCCAACACUGUAGCGACGUCGGUCGGCUCGCGUUCCUCGAUGCCCAGAAGAGAAUGAACAAGAUCAACCGCGUUGCUCGGACCAUGAUGGAGGACGGUGGGAGCGUGAGCUACAUCGUGGAACUCCUCGAAGAUCCCGAAGAUGCCAAGUUGAAUCUCAAGCCGGAGUUAGAUGAGGUGAAGAAGACGGCAGUAGAUUGCAGGGAGGAAUGUGAAGACGUCAAGAAGAAGUUCGAAUACUGGCAGCGCGUUAUCAUCCAUCUGUCGCAAACAGCCCUGGACCUGAGAGGCGAGAAGAUUCUUAUGGCGGAGAAGGUCAGCGCCCAGAAGAAUGUGGCGUCUGUCGACAUCACGAAGCACGGAGAACAGAGCGCCUCGGCGGAGAGGAAGAUCGGUGUCAUGAAAAAACAGCUAGACGCUGCCAGAGAAAGAGUGGACAAGGCUCAAGAUGAGCUCGAGUAUCUUCUUUCUCUUCCCCCUAUCGAAGAGCCUUCCUACUACGAAGACCUGGACACGGCCCAACGGCUGGCUGGGCCUAUGACAAGCGCUCCCAAGCUUAACCGCGGCUACAUUGCGAACAUCGGUAGCACAUGGUUCGGCAUCAACUCAAAGAAGUAUAGGAACGAAGACCAAGAGUACGAUGAGGCCCACCGAGCCAAGCACGAGCGCAAACAGCAGCAAAUCAUUGACGAUGAGAGAGCUCGACGCGAAGCCUGCAGAAAACGGGCCGAAGACAAGGUCAACGAUGCGCGAGUCAGCGCAGCCACCAUAUUUAGAGAGAUCGACCAGGCUGUGAAAGACUUAUCGCUCGAGGAAGACAAAUUGGCGGACGCCAAGGCGAGCUUGGCCAAGGCCAGCUCCGAUCUGAAGCGGCUCGGGAAUCAGGAAUUAGAGCUGAACGAUAUUGUCAAGAUUCUUAGGGAGUCUACGUACGAGCUAGGUAAGCUCAAAGAGCAGCUUGAGCCUCUGAUCCUGUUUUUCUCCGGCCUGGAAACGACCAUUUCUGUCGAUGUUAUGAAACAGGUCGAUGCCUUCUUGAAGACGAUUGAGCGGAAUGUCCAGGGCGGCUCCGACCCGAAUGAGGUGUCCAUCAACCUCGGCAAGGCAAGCAAAAAG